ACACGCGGUGCCAUGCGACUAACUUAGACGUGGAUCCGAUCUCGAGCGAACUUGACCCGAUGAUGUGGAUUCCGAAUCAAACACGAAACUUGAUCUUCGAUCAUGCCUAGGAGAGCCCCAUGGUCGGUCAGUCAUAUAGAACAUGUCUCGGGCCAAUGAAUGGCCGAAUUUACCUCCUCUUCCUCUGUCUUAUCAAGACUUUCUUCGUCGUGGAAGGCUAUUAAUUGCACGUACACACAAAUACAAGCAUCAUGAAUGGCCUUUACCGCGAGAAUGGCUGGUUCGGCAAAGAGCCAUGGUGGAAGGAUGCUACUUUCUACCAAGUUUACCCAGCAAGCUUUAAAGAUUCCGAUGGUGAUGGCUGGGGGGACAUCCCAGGCCUUAUCUCCAAGAUAGACUAUCUUCAUCAGCUCGGCGUCGAUGUAGUGUGGUUAUCGCCGGUUUUCGAAAGCCCUCAAGCCGAUAUGGGCUACGAUGUAUCGGACUACCAGAAAAUCUACGCGCCGUAUGGAACUGUCGACGACGUCGAUGCGCUCAUAGAAGCAUGCCAUUCCAGAGACAUGAAGUUGAUCCUCGACUUGGUGGUGAAUCAUACUUCCGUCGAGCAUGAGUGGUUCAAGGAAUCCCGUUCGUCAAAGACCAACCCGAAGAGGGAUUGGUACAUCUGGAAACCGGCACGGUACGACGCGCAGGGCCAACGGGUCCCACCAACAAAUUGGCGAGGGUAUUUCGCUAGUUCCACCUGGACUUGGGAUGAAAAUACUGAGGAAUAUUACCUGCAUCUCUAUGCGCCCGAGCAGCCAGAUCUUAACUGGGAAUCGAAGACAUGCCGCGAGGCGAUCUAUGAGAAUACGAUGCGAUUUUGGCUCGAGCGUGGCGCGGAUGGAUUUAGGAUCGAUACUGUCAAUAAAUACAGCAAACGCACCGAGUAUAUCGAUGCGCCGAUUACGGAUUCAAACUCGCCGUGCCAACCGGCCCCGGAGAUGUGGUGCAAUGGGCCACGUAUCCACGAGUUCAUUCAUGAGAUGCGGGCGAAAGCGCUCGAACCCUACGGAGCUGUCUCCGUUGGCGAGCUAUCAAACACGCCGCAUCCUAGUCAGGUCCUGCCGUACGUGUCGGCAGCAGCGGAGGAACUGGACAUGGUUUUUGAAUUUUCCAUGAUUCGUUUAGGAACUGGCGGCAUGUUCGGUCCCAAAUACACGUAUGUGCCGUUUACCUUGCCGCAAAUGAAAGCAAUCGUCGCAAAAUGGCAAACCUUCAUCGAAGGUACGGACGGGUGGACAACGGUAUUCUGUGAGAAUCACGAUAACGGGCGAGCGGUGAGCCGAUUUGGCGACUGCUCCACACCCGAGCUUUGGCGAUCGAGCGCAAAAGCUCUCGCGCUCUGGCAAGCCACGUUGACAGGGACACUCUUCCUUUACCAGGGUCAGGAAAUCGGUAUGACAAACAUGCCAGCCACGUGGGAUAUCGACGAGUACAAAGACGUGGAGAGCUUAAACUUUUAUGCCGAGGCACUGGCCUCCGGGGACGAGAAGACGGUUGCAGACACGAUGCAUGGCUUGCGCAUCCUAGCCCGUGACCACUCGCGAAUUCCUUUUCAAUGGGAUGACUCCCCUAAUGCUGGUUUCGCGGAAGAAGGUGUCAAGACGUGGAUGCGGGUCCACGAUGCCUACCCAAAAAUCAAUGCCGCAAAGCAAAUGGCGGAUCCGAAUUCGAUCCUGAAUUUUUACAGACAGAUCCUACAACUUCGGAAGAGAUAUAAGGAUUUAUUCGUAUUUGGAACUUUUCGAUUGUUGAAGGCCGAAGACAAGGCGAUCUUCGCAUACGUAAAGGAGAGUUCCCUUACGAUUCAAGAUCCCCAACCGCGGACGAACGGAUAUACUUCGAACGGCCUUGUCGGGAAGAAAAGAGCAGCGCUAGUAAUGCUCAACUUUUCCAGUAGUGAGCAGGACUGUAUAGACGUCAGGGAUAUAUUAGGAUGUGGUGUUGGAGAGGUUGCAAGGCUACUAAUUAGUACGCGACAAGAGCUUGAUGGUGAGGGAUGGAAGCUUAGAAGUGACACUAUAUUACCAGCUUUAAAGCCUUGGGAAGGACGUGUUUAUGUCAAUUUCAACUAGAAUUUCAACCGGAUACAUGUGUGUGUCCAGAGUUGUUCUAAAUGGGGAGAAACAAUUGAGAACACUCUGAAUCUAAUGUAUGUAUAAAAGGAAACGAAAAGAAAGUUUCAGUUUCUAAA
This is a messenger RNA of Annulohypoxylon maeteangense, 2236 nucleotides long. RefSeq names its product glycoside hydrolase family 13 protein. Lineage: Eukaryota; Fungi; Ascomycota; Sordariomycetes; Xylariales; Hypoxylaceae. Gene Ontology annotation, molecular function: alpha-amylase activity. The transcript has a single exon. Gene Ontology annotation, biological process: oligosaccharide catabolic process. The coding region runs from base 252 to 2117 and encodes 621 amino acids. The record is from RefSeq and is a predicted model, not a curated record.